UAUAUCCGAUUGAGGAUCUGUCCUAAAUCCCUUCCGCUUGCCUGAUUUUGAGCCGAAGAUACAGUGUCUGUGUGUGAGAGAGAGAACGUAAAAUGGCGGAAUCCUCCGUUCGGAGGGUGAAAAUGAAGGACAAAGCGCCGGCACAAGACAACGGUGGAGAAAUCAGCCUCGAUAGACUAUCGUCGGAAGUUCUCGCAACAAUUAUGACCAAACUUGAUGUUUCUUCGAUAUGCGCCAUCUCCGUCACUUGCAAAAGCUUUCGUGUUUGCUCUCAAGAGAUCUUCAAAUUCCUUCCGAAUUUCCACCUCCUCGAAAUUGCCGCACCGAUUGAUCGAUUACGGCGAUUGUUGCUGCCCAACGCUUCGCUGCGAAGCCUAAAGCUAGAUUGCAGGAGGAUGAAUGAAUCUUCGAUCGAUUAUCUUCUUCAGCCUGGCUUGCUUGAACUGUCGCUUCGGAAUUGCUUCAGAUUUAGCGGGAGGCUUCUUGCUGAGGUCGGAGCACGGUGCAAAGACUUAAGGUCUCUGUUUGUGAGUUCUGUGGCUGAUAAUCGAGGACAAUUACAUGAUGUCUGUGAUCUAGAGGGGUUACUCAGGGGUUGCACUCAAUUGGAAGAACUUGUCUUGAUGUUUGAUGUCUCGAUAUUCCGUCGUCCUGAUUUUGCUCGUGUCUGGAAUUUGGCUUCUGCAAAACUCACUUGUCUUCAGUUUGGCUACAUAACUCAAUUGAUGGUUACGGAGCUGCUGAGUCCAACUGUAGCACCGAAUCAGUCACCAAAUCAUAUUGUCCCUCCCGUAUUUCCUAAUAUCCAGAAACUUGGCCUCUCUGUGGACUACAUUUCUAACACCAUGAUCAGCAUAAUAUCACAUAAUCUGAUCCAUUUAACCCAUUUGGAUCUUCGAGAUCAACCCAUCAUUGAACCUGGAGUUGCAUUUGACCUUACUGACGAAGGUCUUCAGCUGAUUAACCAACAUGGGAGAUUAAAACACCUUUCACUUAUUCGUAGCCAGGAGUUUAAUCCAACAUUCUUCAGAAGAGUUACUGAUCAAGGCAUCCUCUUCAUGGCUGACAGAUGUACAAAUAUGGAAGCCAUAUGUCUUGGUGGUUUUUGUCAGGUCACAGAUACCGGGUUCAAAACGCUCCUACAUGCUUGCACAAACCUAUACAAGCUAAAGGUUUUCAAUGGCACCCGAAUGACCGAUCUCGUGUUCCUUGACAUGUAUGCGACUUCCCUGGCUCUGACCCUGGUAAGCUUAAGAUGCUGUAACCUCUUAACGGAUUCCGCUGUGCUGCAAUUGGCGUUAAAUAUGGAUCUCAUCAUGCUUGACUUCCGAGAUUCUAGAAAUAUUGGUGAUAAAGCCCUUCAAGCCAUCAGCAAACUUCCAAAACUGAGAACUUUGCUAUUAGAUGGAACAGAUGUAAGCGAUGUGGGCUUGUCAUACUUGAGAAAGGGUGCAAAAAGCAGUCUUGUUAAAUUAUCCAUCAGAGGGUGCAAGAGGCUCACAUGCAAGUGCAUUUCUUCUCUUUUCAACGGUGGGUCCAACAGAGAAUUACGUGAAUUGGACUUGUCUAAUCUGUCUGACCUCACCAAUGCUGGCGUGCUUUUGCUUGUAAAGAACCGGAUUCCGCUUGUUGACCUCCGAAUGCGACAUUGUCCUCUUAUUGGUGACAUGUCGGUGAUGGCAUUAGCAUCAAUGACCAUGGCUGAUGGGGACAGGUGGCAUGGUAGUAGCUUGAGAUCGUUGGAUAUAUUCAACUGUGGUGGGAUUUCCAAACUCUCUUUCCAGUGGCUUAAGAGGCCUUAUUUCCCUGGUUUGAGGUGGUUGGGAGUGGCUGGAUCCCUGAACCAUGAGUUAGUCGACUCAUUGGCAGUUGAUAGACCGUUCUUGCACUUGAUGACUCGUGGGGAGGAGCUCGGGACUGAUAAGUGGGAUAAUUUGGAUGAUAUUUACAUGCAUGAUUUUGAUGAAGUUGAUGAACUCGAGCAAUGGAUAUCUCAAGAAGAUGAAAACAUGACUGAUGAUGAUACUGGCGAUGAUCUUGAUGAUGAUGAUGAUGAUGAUACUAGCGAUGAUCUUGAUGAUGAUGAUGAUGAAGAUGAU
Messenger RNA from Cynara cardunculus var. scolymus (artichoke), 2099 nucleotides. Its product is annotated as F-box/LRR-repeat protein 10. Gene Ontology annotation, biological process: SCF-dependent proteasomal ubiquitin-dependent protein catabolic process. Gene Ontology annotation, cellular component: SCF ubiquitin ligase complex. The record is from RefSeq and is a predicted model, not a curated record. The annotation marks the transcript as partial. The transcript has 4 exons. NCBI's taxonomy places the organism in Eukaryota, Viridiplantae, Streptophyta, Magnoliopsida, Asterales, Asteraceae. Gene Ontology annotation, molecular function: protein binding.